AUGAAGAGAAUACUGAAAAUGAAUUUCUUUUCAACCUCACCGAUUUUGGUUGAAUUAGUAAAAAAACAGUUGAAGACUAUUUUUAGAAGACUUGCCCAUGAACAAAUGCUUUUGGAACAGGAGCUUGCAGAUUCUGGAAUAAAAGCAUUAAUUCAUCCUUCAGAAGAAAAAAUUGAGUCUCAUGAACUCCCUUUAGAGCUACAAACAUUGAGAUGCCCAUAUCCUGAUUUGAAAUCUUCAAUCCUUAAGGAGUUUUUUAAAUUUACAAAGGAAUAUUGGAAGAAACUUGAAGAGAUUGAGCAACAUUUAAAUGCCAUACACAGGAACUUUGAGUUGAAUGAAGAAGAUCAGUGGAUUUACCAGGCAAUUGUAGAUCAGUAUCCAAAAGAUAUUCACAGAAGAAGAACUUUGUAUUUGGAUAUGUUACAGAAGUAUUUACCUCACAAAUCUAGGCAAGAAUUGGUUACACAUGAGAAAUACUGGAACCAAUAUUGUUCAACCAGGGAUCAGAGAAGAAUUUUCUUAUUAAAUUGGGCUAAGGAUAAGAAAGAUUUUAUACAAAAAGCUAUAACCACUGCUGCAGAAGCAUGUACUGCUUAUGAAAUGGAGACCGUAUUGGCCCACGACAGAAAAAAGCAACUGGAACUCUGUGCUGUCUUGAAAGAAAAGGUUCUUCAGUGGCGAGCACAUCAAGAGGAACAAGCAAAACUAGAAUACAACAUUAUCAUCAGAAGAAGGGAAAAAGAAAAGAAGGAAGAGAAACUUCGGAAGGAGAAGGAAAUAUUGCAGAGAGAGGAGGAGAAAAAAAAGAUCAAAGAGUACUGGGCUAAAAAGGAGCAAAAGUGGCAAGAAAUAGAAAAGAGAGAUCUUCAGCGCCUGGAACAAGUAAGGAAAAUAAUGGCUGAGCAAGCAAGUAAAGACCAAGAAAGGGUCAAAUUUAGACAGGAAUUACUGGAAAAGCGCUGGAUGGAGAAAAAAGAAAUGGCCAUUAAGGAAACAAAGGAACAAGAAGAAAGAGAGAAGAGGCUAGAAGCCCUCAGGAAACAGGUUUCCAUUGUGGCCCAAGUUGAUCAUGUUAGAAUGAUGGCAGAUACAUUGGCCUCAAAGGCUAAAAUGGGAAUUGGAACUGAAGAAGAAUUUGUUCUUCAAAAACCACUCUUCAAAUUGAAUACAUAUACAGAACCCCAGAUAAUUUCUGACCCCAGACUUCGUAUUGAGUUAGCUCUUCGAGAAGCUGGACUUCACAGGACACUUUAUGCAAAAGAGAUCUUGCCAAAAAUUAGUCCUUAUAAACUUCCAAGAAGAGACAUGGCAUCUACUAUCUUUCAGAUGUAA
Trichosurus vulpecula (common brushtail) is the source of this 1335-nucleotide messenger RNA. RefSeq names its product coiled-coil domain containing 148 (gene CCDC148). The transcript is spliced from 10 exons. The record is from RefSeq and is a predicted model, not a curated record. NCBI's taxonomy places the organism in Eukaryota, Metazoa, Chordata, Mammalia, Diprotodontia, Phalangeridae. Bases 1 to 1335 code for a protein of 444 amino acids.